Messenger RNA from Aplysia californica (California sea hare), 578 nucleotides. RefSeq lists its product as uncharacterized. NCBI's taxonomy places the organism in Eukaryota, Metazoa, Mollusca, Gastropoda, Aplysiida, Aplysiidae. The record is from RefSeq and is a predicted model, not a curated record. The annotation marks the transcript as partial. The transcript has 3 exons.
UCAGAGCAUCAGACAAUUCUGGAGGAGGCAGUGACUGUGAAGAGAGAGAUGCGUCGCUGUCACCUCUCAGGUCAGAGUUCAUCUGGUGAAGUGGGGGACAGUGAGGUCAACGUGUCUCUCAUGGCUGAUCUCCUCAAGACCCAGCUUGUUGAAGCAGAGAUUUACCUCGGAGCGUUCUCUGCUGAGAGCAAUGAGGACUUGAUAGAAAACCAGCAAGCAAUAGCCGCUGAGCUGACCCAGAGUCAUGCGAUCAACAUUGCUGAUGUGGUCUUCACUGCUGAAGGUCAUGACUCGGCUGACUCUCUGAACCAAGACGGACUACUGGAGGAAGCUGUGGAUGGGAAAUAUGAUGCCCUCAGAGAUCAGCUGUUGAUCCAGGCUCUGAUCAAUGAGAUGGGAGAAGCGGAGUGGAAUCGCCUCUCGGAGAAGGAGCGGCAACGCCGUCUGAUGGAGCUUAAGCUGAAGGAAAGACAACUCAGAAGAGAAGGACGAUAUGAUGAAGCGGCUGCUCUUCUCGGUACUUACUUAUUUAUACCGUUGUUUAUAUUUCAUUAUUGUAGUGCCGUUAUACUACACAG